Messenger RNA from Argiope bruennichi, 1653 nucleotides. RefSeq lists its product as uncharacterized. The record is from RefSeq and is a predicted model, not a curated record. Lineage: Eukaryota; Metazoa; Arthropoda; Arachnida; Araneae; Araneidae. The transcript has 5 exons. The coding region runs from base 1 to 1653 and encodes 550 amino acids.
AUGGGUAAAACCAAACGGGCUCCCUUCGGUGGGCAACAAAUUACUUUCAACACCUCAACAGCAACAAAUUUUCCUACUUUUUUUAUAAUUAAAAGAUCAUUGGACACUAAUGAAACAUUUCAUUCUGUUUCUCCGUUUUUGGUGGAAAAGGCUAUUACUAGUACUGUUGGUGAAGUCAAAAGCACUAAAAAGCUCAGAUGCGGUGAUUUACUGGUCGAAGUAUGUUCUCGCAAGCAAUCUCAACAAAUUGUUAAAAUGAAAGCACUUUCAAAUAUCCCGGUCACUGUUUCUCCCCAUGCAUCUCUGAAUUCCUCUAAAGGAGUCAUUUCCUGUGGGGAGCUGUUCAAUGUUCCGAUUGAAGAAAUCACUAAAGAAUUGCAAAUACAGGGGGUGAGCCAUGUACGGCGUAUAUCUAUACGGAGAGAUGGCCAGCUUCUGAACACUAAGCAUUUAAUUCUGACAUUUACUUCCUCUAAAUUACCAGAUCACAUUAAAGCCGGUUAUAUGCGCCUUGCUGUCAGACCUUAUGUUCCCAAUCCAUUACGUUGUUUCAAGUGCCAACGCUUCGGGCAUUCCAAAUCUUCUGGCCGCGGGACUUUGACUUGUGCCCGUUGUGCAGAAGUCGGUCACGACAGUACUGAUUGCAUUGCUCAAGAGAAGUGUGUGAAUUGCAAAGGGGAGCAUACUUCUUUCUCUCGGAACUGUUUUGCCUGGAAGCAGGAAAAAGGAAUCAUUUCAACUAAAGUAAAAAACCAAAUAUCUUAUCAAGAAGCCCGAAAAUUAAUAAAAUCUAAAACUUCUACCGCUGGAAAAGAUUAUGCUUCUGUCGUCAAAAAAUUGUCUACCAUAUCGACCCAAUGGGAUCUAAAUGAUCUAAAUUCUGGCAUUAAUUUGAAACAGUCAGACUCUGCACAAUCCAAUCCAGUCCACUCAAAUAAUCUUCUAAUACCUUCUCCACGCUCUGUUCCCCCAGUUUGUGAAGUCGUGUCUGCUUCACCUGAUUUAACUGAUUUUAAACUUGUUACGCACACGAAAAAGACUUCACCUCGAGAAGUCUCCCAAUCUAUGCCAGUCGCUAAUUUUAGCUCUUCGACCGUUAAAUCCAAAUUAUAUGAUAAAAUGGAUGAAGCCAACUCUGUGACUGAAACAAUGUCCACAGAUAAAUCCAACCAAAACACUGAUAGCGAAAUAGAAUCUGAUAAUGCAAUAAUAUAUAAUCCUCAUGAAACAAUUGAUGAAACACCACCUGCUCCGGAACUUUCUACCGAUUCCACCACAGUGGACAAAACUGUAUUUAAACAAAGUCUUCAAAAAAGAGAUAUGACGCACUUCGCUCUAUUAAACAUAGCAAAUAUUCUCGGUCAAGCAUUCGCACAAGUUUCGUCUAUCGAUUCUUACAGUCCUGCUUUUCUGCUAAGGGAAGCUCAAGGAAGUGUCCUUAGUGUCACGCUUUUUAUCGUUCAUUUAAGUCAAAUUUUGAAUCAUUUGCCACAAUCUGUUCAUGGAAGCCUGCAUUUUGAUGACCUGCAGAUAUCAUGUCAAGGUUUCAACCCCAUGACCUCCGCUUGUAGUCAGAUUCUUAACAAUUUACCUUCAUCUGUCCAGGGUACACUUGUAAAAGAUAAUUCAGUUGUGACGUUAAACAGUUUUUGA